This is a messenger RNA of Scomber japonicus (chub mackerel), 2584 nucleotides long. RefSeq names its product calpain 3b (gene capn3b). Bases 37 to 2322 code for a protein of 761 amino acids. Gene Ontology annotation, molecular function: calcium ion binding; calcium-dependent cysteine-type endopeptidase activity. The transcript is spliced from 22 exons. NCBI's taxonomy places the organism in Eukaryota, Metazoa, Chordata, Actinopteri, Scombriformes, Scombridae. Gene Ontology annotation, biological process: proteolysis; negative regulation of apoptotic process. The record is from RefSeq and is a predicted model, not a curated record. Gene Ontology annotation, cellular component: cytoplasm.
CAGGAUUACCAAAAGGCCGUGGUGGAUACUGAUAAGAUGGGGGACAAGCAACAUAAACAGCCUCUUGUUGAGGAGACAAAGGUGAAAGUGCUUUUUGAAACUCAAGCAUCGCUUGGGCCCGAUGACAAAGCUGAUCACCCUCUCACUGGGACCAACUCCAUCUAUUCUGCAAUCUUAAGCAGAAACGAGACCGUUAAGGAUGCCAAGCGUCUUAAGACUUUUUUGGAGCUGCGAGACAAAUACGUGCAAAAGAAAGUAUUGUUUGAAGACCCUCUGUUCCCUGCAAACGACUCCUCGCUCUUCUACAGUCACAAAUCUUCAAUGAAGUUGGAGUGGAAACGUCCCUCGGAAAUUUGUGAAAACCCCCAGUUCAUCGUGGAUGGAGCCAACAGGACAGACAUCUGUCAGGGAAAACUGGGUGACUGUUGGCUGCUUGCUGCCAUUGCCUGUCUGACUCUGAGUGAGAAACUGCUGUACAGAGUGAUUCCCCCAGAUCAGAGCUUCACUGAAAACUAUGCCGGCAUCUUCCAUUUCCAGUUCUGGCGUUAUGGCGAAUGGAUCGAUGUGGUUGUGGACGACCGCAUCCCCACCUGCAAAAACCAGCUGGUGUUUACCAAAUCCUUCCGAGAGAAUGAGUUCUGGAGUGCUCUAUUGGAAAAAGCUUAUGCCAAGUUGCACGGGUCUUAUGAGGCACUGAAAGGAGGUAACACUUUAGAUGCCAUGGAGGAUUUCACAGGAGGACUUACCGAGUUCUUCGAGCUGUCUGAGGCACCCAAGGAGCUCUUCAAGAUCAUGAAGAAGGCCCUUCAGAGAGGUUCCCUGAUGGGCUGCUCCAUCGAUAUUUCUUCAGCAAGUGAAAUGGAGACUCGGACUGAGCAGGGGCUGGUCCGUGGUCAUGCCUACUCCAUCAUAGGCCUGGAGGAGUGUGACGAGGUUGCAAAGAACACUAGAAUUCGUCUGAUUCGCUUGCGCAAUCCCUGGGGUUGGGUGCUCUGGAAAGGACCCUGGAGUGCAAAUUCAGAACAAUGGUCCACCAUUUCCAUCGCCGACAAGGACAACUUAAAAAAACAGACUGUGGAGACAAGUGAGUUCUGGAUGUCCUUUGAUGAUUUUAAGAAGAACUUCACUAAGUUAGAGAUGUGUAACCUCACCCCUGACACGCUGCAGGGUGAUGAAAGGAACAGCUGGUCGGUGUCGGUGAAUGAGGGUCGCUGGGUGAGAGGCAGCUCUGCCGGUGGCUGCAGGAAUUUCCCAGACACCUUCUGGACGAACCCUCAGUAUCGACUGCAACUGUAUGAAGAGGAUGACGACCCAGAGGAUGAGCGGGUGGCCUGCACCGUCGUCGUGGCUCUGAUGCAGAAAGGUCGGAGGAUGCAGCGCCAUCAAGGGGCCAGAUUCCUCACCAUUGGAUUUUCCAUCUAUGAGGUGCCAAAGGAGAUGUGUGGACAGAAUAAGCAUCUGCAGAAGGACUUCUUCUUGUAUACGGCCUCCAAGGCCAAAUGCAAGACUUACAUCAACCUGCGGGAGGUAACGGAGCGUUUCCGUCUUCCUCCAGGAGAGUACGUCAUUAUCCCCACGACCUUUGAACACCAUCAAGAGGGGGAGUUCAUUCUCAGGGUCUUUUCUGAGAAGAGGAGUACGUCUGAGGAGGCAGAGAACAUAAUCGAGCCAGGUCAAAUACAGCCUAUUGUAUUUGUGUCAGACAGAGCACGCGCCAACAAAGAAAUUGAGCAUGACGGCAUUCGAGGAGAAAAGAGGAAGAAACCAAAGAAAAAACACUUUGAACCCGAGGAGGAAACAGAAGAGGAAAAGCAAUUCAGGGCCAUUUACGAACAGAUAUCUGGUGAGGACAUGCAGGUCUGUGCCAGUGAACUCAAAACAAUCAUGAAGAACGUGUUCUCCAAACAUAAUGAAAUAAAGACAGAGGGUUUUAGCCUGGAGACGUGUCGGAGUAUUAUCGCCUUGAUGGAUACUGAUGGGACCGGAAAACUGAAUCUGCAGGAGUUCAAACACUUGUGGAAAAAGAUUAAAGCGUGGCAGCUGAUCUUCAAACGUUAUGAUCAAGACAAAUCCAGCUCCAUCUGUAGUUUUGAAAUGAGGAAUGCUGUUAAUGAUGCAGGCUUUCACCUCAACAAACAGUUAUAUGACAUCAUAGCCAUGCGCUAUGCAGACGAACACCUAAACAUCGACUUUGACAGUUACAUCUGCUGUUUCGUAAGACUAGAGGGCAUGUUCAGGGCUUUCAAUGCCUUUGACAACGAUGGAGAUGGAAUUAUCAAGCUCAAUGUCCUGGAGUGGCUUCAGCUGACCAUGUAUUCUUAGUCACCUUCUUGGCCCCUGACAUAUCUGACAGUUGGUGCUGGAGUUCAAGAAACCAAAGUUUUCAUGUCUCCCUGGUCAGCUUCUUACUUCUCUGUAAUGAGCCCAAAUUUGCACAGAUUUUGUGAUUUUAACAAAAUCAGACUUCUCUGGUUUUACAUGAUAAUGAGAUUGUUUUUCCUAACUAAACAUACAAUGGUUUAGAUUUAAUCUUAAUGUUGUUUAAGCUUGUUUUAACAGACAGCCUAACAACAAUAAAGCUGAU